AUGAAUGAAAAUGUGGGAAGAUUUUUAGAAAAAUUUGGAUUUCCCGGAGUAAUUGGAGUAGUGGAUGGUACACAUAUAUGUAUAACGCCACCUCAUAGAGAUAUCGAAGAAGGAUAUUUCAACCGGAAAGGUGAUUCAGGUUAUGGGUGUAGUCAAGUAUUAAUUACACCUAUACGAAAUCCUCCAGAAAAUACACCAGAAGCAAGGUUUAAUUCCAGACUCAAAUUUACCAGAUCAAUAGUCGAACAAACUAUUGGAGUUUUGAAGUCAACAUGUCGAUGCUUACGAAAAGAAAGAGGAUUACAUUAUCAUCCAGAAACUGCAGGAAAAAUUGUAAAUGCUUGCUGUAUCCUGCACAAUGUUCGAAAACAUUAUCGACUACCUGAUGUAGCUAUUGAUGAUGACGAAGAGCAGCAUGAAGAGCAAAUACCAAAUUUGAUGGAAAAUAAUAGAGAAAGAUAUGAAAUCAGACAGCAAAUAAUUAGGGAAUACUUUAGAUAA
Messenger RNA from Leptopilina heterotoma, 501 nucleotides. RefSeq names its product putative nuclease HARBI1. Bases 1 to 501 code for a protein of 166 amino acids. The record is from RefSeq and is a predicted model, not a curated record. The transcript is spliced from 4 exons. NCBI's taxonomy places the organism in Eukaryota, Metazoa, Arthropoda, Insecta, Hymenoptera, Figitidae.